AAGACCGGCAACUCUCAGAAUCAAGACAAGUGUACACACCUCCUCUCUGACAUUGAGUGUUUUGUUUAUCCUGAAGGGGAGACAGAAGUGGGCAAGUUGCGGCUCUCCUGUUCCUUCCUGUUUGGCCUCAGGUGGCUCUAAGGCAGCAGCAGCAUGACCAGAGCAGCAGCCCCUGUGGUGACGGGCAUCUCCCCCAUCGAGGGAGUGCCGGGAACCAAGGUCACCAUCAGAGGAGAGAACCUUGGCUCCCGACCAGAGGACCUUGUUGGCCUCACAAUAUGCGGGGUGGACUGCCUCAUGACAGCUGAGUGGAAGACAAGCACCAAGAUCAUAGCAAGGAGUGGCAUGGGUGUUGGGAAGGGGGAUAUCAUCGUGACCACCGUGCACGGGGGCAGAGGGACAUCCACAGUUCAGUUUAGAGGGUACCAGGAGACCAUGGGGCCGCUGAAGGAGUCUGCUGUGUGGGUGGACGAGACUAUCUUCCUCAAUAUGGCCUUUGGUAGGAAGCGGCCUAUGUCUCCAGCCUCGGCCCUGCAGGAUGACCCCCUCGGCCUGUCUGUCGAGGGCCACGACCGCCGUGUGCUGAAGGAGGAGCUGAAUGAGAUGUUCCCGGGGUGCUCUGGUGACCUCUCCUCCCCCAAGUUCAGCCCAGAGUGGUUCCUUCUGGAGAACCAUCUCUCCACCUCCUUUAAUGACCUGCGGGCGGGUUUGGCCUACCUCAGGAGGAAGGUGGAGGCUCAGAAGGAAGGACAAAUCUCAUUUCUUAAGGCUAACGUGGGCUCUGUGCUGGAACAACUAGACACACUGCAGGAGCUGAAGUGCAAGUUUGAAAGCGACAUUCAGGAGUACGGACGCAAUUCCACCCAAUCCCUUGAAAUGUCCAUCAUUGAGUGCAAGGAUGAGGCUGACAAGCUCUUCAAGGAUGUGCUGCAACGGAAGGACAGAGCGGAUGGGACUCGCAGCGCCCUCAAUGUCCUCAACCGCUUCCGUUUUCUGUUGUUCCUGCCGGUGAACAUUGAGAGGCACAUCCAGAGGGGCGACUAUGACAUUGUGAUCAACGACUAUGCCAGAGCCAAGAGUCUCUUUGGUGACAGCCAGGUUCCGCUGUUCAAGUUGUUCUACAGUGAGGUGGAGAAGAGGAUUGAGGACCUGAGGGGAGUGUUGGGGGAGCAGCUGGUACGCAUGCCCUCCUCUCUUGAUCACCAGAAGAAGAUCAUCAGGAACCUUCACCAUCUGGAAACCCCCGGAGACCCAGCCUGGCGGUGUCUUCAGGCCCAGCACAGCUACAUCCUGAACCUGCUCCUAUCCUCCCGCAAUGCACACCUCAACAGGGAGAUGGCAGACCAUGACCUUGGCUCUGGUGGAGGGAAGGGAGGUAGUGGUGGUGGUGGUGGAGCAAGGCACACCACUCCAGCUGCCAAGUAUAACAAGAUCAUGAUGUCUUCUGUUGGGGAGUGGCAGGCUACAGCCCCAAUGCGCGUACUCAUGGUGGAGGAGAUCUGUGAGCUGCUCUCCACAAACUUUCCUGACAUGUGGAAGCUGAGUCAGGCAUAUUUUGGGGGGGAGCUGCUGCCGCCUACUGCCCAGGUUGACCACCAGCAACACCCAAGAUGUAAGGAGAUGAUCCUGGAGCUGCUACAUGUGUUCAGCGGGGCACUGCGAGGCGCCUUGAUGCCACGCUCCCUUGACCCAGCCGGACACAACUUCAGGAAAUACCAUGUGUGGCCCGAGGUGAUGCUCGACCAGAUCACCCCAUGGCUGCCACAGGUUCUGCGUCAUGUCAGGAGCUGCUACAACACACUGCUCACCCUGGAUCUCCCCAAUGAUGCUCUGGAUGUGAUUCGUGACCUUAUAUUUGACCUCAGGGUGCACUGCCUCACCUCCCUCUUCCAGCAGACCAUGGAGCAUGUGUGUGGACUCUACACCAGGGAGCAGUGGAAGGUGGAGGUGGAUGAUGAACAUGGAGGGUGCACACAGCUGCCCCACAUCUGUGAGAGUGUGAUAGUGGAAUGUGCUCAGCUGGUGCGGGAGACAGUACUUGAAGCGAGUCCCAAGGAGGUGCCUCUGUUGGACCAUCCCACUGUGAGGAGGGACCUUACCACACUCAUCCAUAAUGUUAUUGUUGCGUUUGCUCAGGCCCUAGAGAAACUUACCUUAAGGGACCCUGAUGAGGAUACUGGUGAAUGUGGGGUGAGUGAGGAUGCCCCAGGGGUGGAGGCUCAGCUGCUCAUCACCCUCAGUAACUGUGCCUUCAUGAGGAGGGUCAUCCUGCACCGCCUACAGGAUACUCUUGUCAGGGCGUCCUACCCACUGGAGGAGGUGAAGGAGGCAGUAGAGCAGGCUGACCGCACCUACUCAGAACUGCAGGACAGACUGUUUGAGGCUUACCUGGAGGAACGAGUUGACCCAAUAAUAGGCAUGAUAGAGCGCUCCAUGUACCUGGGGAUGUACGACUGGGGGAAGGUGGACUGGGAGCCUUCAGAAGUGAGGACCUACGUAAAGGAAAUACUCAUCAACAUUACCUACGUUCAUGCUGAGGUGAUGAGGGUGUGGCCAGGCCUUGUUGGCCUGGUGGGGCGUGUGGUGGAGGGCGUGGGGGAGGAGAUGGGGCGUCUUAUGGCCUGUGUUAGUCACUGGUCACGCUUCGGUGCUCUCCAGGCACACACUGACCUGGCUGCCCUCACCUCUGUACUGGCCACCCAUGUCUCCCCCAAUGCAAAGGCAUCAUUCCAAGAAGCUAUUGAGAGUCUGCCCAAGCUGUCAGCCUCAGAAGAGAGGUUGAAGAAUGAGAUCCUGGAGUCCUUUAGAAGCAAGAUGGGGUAUCUGCUUGCCUGCUUCCGUGACCUUGAGCCCAUCAGUGAUGGCGCCCUGACCCACUCCCUUGCUUGAGGCAGUGGAGGGGUGUGGACUGGCUGAAUUGAAGACACCACAACAAUGAGUGCAUGUGGCACUGAGAGACACAAGCAGGGUAGGAAGCUGUAGGGAAAAGAGGCUGGGACUGUGUUAGACUGAAGAAGAUAAGGAGGGAAGAGUAAAAGAUUUUGAAGAAAGAUGAUGAGAUAAAGACAGGAGUAAAAGAGGUAGAGAAGGAGAGAAGGUAGGGUAAGAGAGAUCAAAGAAAAGGAGUAAAAGAUUUUGAAGAGGAUGAGAUAAUGACAGAAGUAAGAGAGGAAGGGAAGGAAAGAAGAUGGGCUAAGAGAGAUGAAAGAAAAGGGAUGCUAAAGAAAAGUUGGAACAAAUAAAAAAAAAAAAAAAUUGUUUUAGAAAGUAAGAGGACAAGGAAAGUGAAAAAAAAAUAUGGAAGGAAAUAAAGAGAGGCAGGUAAAUAGAAAAUAUUGGAUACUAAAGAAGUAAGAAAAGAAGAUAGUAGAUAAGAGAAAUUUGUGGUAAGAGAAAGAUAAAAAAAAAAUGAAACAGGAGGGGAAGAAGGGAGGAAUAAAAGGAAUAUAUACAGAGAAAGAGCAGUAAUGGGAUGCUAAAAUAUGGGAAAGGGUGAAAACAGAAUUUAGUAAUAAUGCAAGCAACAGGUAGAUAAAAGAAAAAUGAAGUAAGUAAAUGUUGCAGUAUAAAUACAAGAGAUAUGACAUGUUAAGGUAGAUAAUGAAUAGUGGAAAAGAUAUCAGUGAACAGGGAUUAUGACAUGGAGGUGGGCAGACAGAGAGAAUGGAGAGAUUAAGUAGGUAUAUAUUGAUGUUUUGAAAUGUGAUAUUGAUAUUAGUUAUUAUACAUUGGGAGUGAAUAAUUCCUUGUGGUUUUAUGAGACCUGUAAAAGUGUGUGUAUUGAGAGAGAGAGAGAGAGAGAGAGAGAGAGAGAGAGAGAGAGAGAGAGAGA
Portunus trituberculatus (swimming crab) is the source of this 3832-nucleotide messenger RNA. It is a transcript of the gene Sec5, whose product is annotated as exocyst complex component 2-like. The record is from RefSeq and is a predicted model, not a curated record. Gene Ontology annotation, biological process: Golgi to plasma membrane transport; exocytosis. Lineage: Eukaryota; Metazoa; Arthropoda; Malacostraca; Decapoda; Portunidae. Gene Ontology annotation, cellular component: exocyst.